CUUGCACCACUCUUUCAUUCAAUAUUUUGCACAAUUUUGGGCUAAAAUAUAACUAUUGGCCCUAAAAUAUGCUAUUAGGAAUAGUUCAGUUACAAUAAUCUCAUUGUUUUAAUCUAGAAUGGGUGGCAAAACCAAGCAGACUCAGCGGACGAAGAAUAAUGUUCGGCCAUCAAGUAGUGGCCGCAGCGCAGAGCUCCUAAACAAUGCAGUCCGCAUGGACCCCGGUCUCAUGAGCAGCAGCUCCGGCAAGGUGCUCCCGGUGCUGUUCCCCACACUGGCUGCUCCACUGGACCCCGCACUCAACCCGGACUUUACCCUGUGUCUGAAGAAACUGAAUAAGAAGGAUCCUAUUACUAAGACCAAGGCUCUACAGGAGCUGUGCGACCUGGUCAGGAAAGCUGACGUUGAAGACGUGGUAGCAGCCCUGGGAAGCUGGGCGCACUACUACAAGCAACUCACGACGGACACGGAUCAUAAAGUGCGAGAGUCCGCUCAGGUGGCCCAUGGCGUGAUUGCUGGCGCUUGUGGGCGGCGCCUGGCGCCACAGCUGAAGGCGCUGCUGCCGCCGUGGCUGCAGGCGCAGUACGACGAGUACGCCCCGGCCGCCGCGGCCGCCCGGGCGUCUCUCACAUCAACCUUCCCAGAAAACAAGCUGCCAGAUGUGAUAUCCUUCUGCAUGUCUGAAGUGAUCGCCCAUCUCCUGGAGAACCUCGUCGGUAACGCUGAAGCUGCCCUCAGCAAGAAGAUCCUUACACCCGAAGAGAAGGAACUGCAAUGGGCCAGACUGGUGACGGCCAGCCUGCAAGGCUUGGAGUUUUUCGUGCAGCAUCUGCCUUCGCAGCACGAUGAGUGGCUGUGGGGGGAACUGACGCCGCUCCUAGCUGCCAGCUCCUUCUGGAAGAUGGCCUCCAACAAGUCGCAACAAGUCAGAGCAUCUUGGUUCGGCGCCCUCGGCCGCAUAAUCGCCCGCUAUGGUGACACGUUCGGGGCCGCUCACGGCUCUAAAACAGCAAAACUAUUGUUAGGAGCGCCGUCUACCCUGGCCCAACAGUGGUGCUGCCUUCUAGUUUUACUACGACAUGUUAAGGGCGACACGUGGCUAGACAAAAAGGAUCUUCUGAUCAAGAGGAUAAUCGACGUCUUAGAAAACGGAGGCUGGGGCGACGCCAAACACCUGUCGAGCAUGCUGCUGCCGCUGUUGGCGUUCUUGCCUCAACACAUGCUCACUAAACACUUAUAUGAGACCUUCUUCAAUGCUGUAUUUAAAGGACUAGAGAAGAAAAGUGUAAUAUCGUCAAAAAGCGAGCGACAGUCCUGGAUCGCGAGCCUCUCCGAGUGCCUUCGCUACCUCUCCCUGCAGCAAGCUGAUUUCAUGGUGGAGGUCGCUACAGCAGUACAUAGGACGUGGUUGGAGAAAAUCCUAGCAGGGCAUGAUGGACAGACUACAAACAAUUUGGUCCGGUACUCGGGUGGUAACAUGGCGUCGCUGGUCAAAUACUGGCUGAGGCAGUCGCUUGAGGCUAAAGAAGGCGCUGACAAAUACGACCAGCUGGCCAGGAACUUCUGGCAAAACAUCGCUUCAACUGUCGUCGCUCAGAUCGACAAGCUCUCCACCGACCACAACGAUAUAACCUCCCUGCUCGACGCACACAUAUUAUUACUACAAACACUCAAAACUGCUCAAGAUACUAAGAAACCAAAAAGCAUUAAAUUCAACGAUGAGAAGCAAGCAGAGAAUGAUGAUAUUGAAGAAAUUAACCAGCAAAGUAACGCAUCUGUGGAAGAACGAUACAAACAUAACUUAAACAAUGUCGUUGAGAAAAUUUGUGCUCAGUACUUCGAGUUUGCUAGCAGAAAGCAAGUAGCUAACACCGUCUUCAGUCCGCUACUUACUCUUCUUAUUGAGUUUGAUGAUAAGAAUCUCUUCUUAGCGUUGUCAAGACAUUUUGAUUCAGAUUCCAUCUACGGGCUAUACGAUAAAACUUUAAGAGGAUGGUUAGCCGGGGAUACGAUGCGAUCCAAAGCUGUAGCGGAUAUUGUUUUCCUUCUAAUGAAACAUUUGUCUGAACAAGAACAAGACGCUUUGCUGGAUUCUUUCAAACAGUUCCCCCCGUCCGUAGUGGAGUGGUGCAUCUCGCUGUCCCUCUCGCACCCGCACUGCCGCCUACCUGCCGUGAGGAGAUGGCUGCGAGGAACUUUGGUCGAAGAAAGUCUGGUGGCUGUUUGUAAGCGGAUGGUCAAUGAAGAUGAUAGCAAGAGUAGAAGCUUGUUGCUGAUGUGUUUGGCGACUGACGACGAUGGCGAAAUAAUGAUAUCCCAGUCAUCCGUGUCAAAGACCAUGGAGCUGGUGUGUGCGGCGCUGGGCCCCGCGGCGCCGGCGCUGGAGCGGCUGGCGGGCGCGGCGGCGGCGCUGGCGAGCGAGCUGAGCGGCCGCGACUGUACGCAGCUGGCGCUCGCGCUGUUCACUCUGCAGCUGACUGUACAGGUAACAUGGAGCCGUGUGGAGCACAACGGCGCUGGAGCGGCUGGCGGGCGCGGCGGCGGCGCUGGCGAGCGAGCUGAGCGGCCGCGACUGUACGCAGCUGGCGCUCGCGCUGUUCACUCUGCAGCUGACUGUACAGGUAACAUGGAGCCGUGUGGAGCACAACGGCGCUGGAGCGGCUGGCGGGCGCGGCGGCGGCGCUGGCGACGGCUGGCGGGCGCGGCGGCGGCGCUGGCGAGCGAGCUGAGCGGCCGCGACUGUACGCAGCUGGCGCUCGCGCUGUUCACUCUGCAGCUGACUGUACAGGUAACAUGGAGCCGUGUGGAGCACAACGGCGCUGGAGCGGCUGGCGGGCGCGGCGGCGGCGCUGGCGAGCGAGCUGAGCGGCCGCGACUCACAACGGCGCUGGAGCGGCUGGCGGGCGCGGCGGCGGCGCUGGCGAGCGAGCUGAGCGGCCGCGACUGUACGCAGCUGGCGCUCGCGCUGUUCACUCUGCAGCUGACUGUACAGGUAACAUGGAGCCGUGUGGAGCACAACGGCGCUGGAGCGGCUGGCGGGCGCGGCGGCGGCGCUGGCGAGCGAGCUGAGCGGCCGCGACUCACAACGGCGCUGGAGCGGCUGGCGGGCGCGGCGGCGGCGCUGGCGAGCGAGCUGAGCGGCCGCGACUGUACGCAGCUGGCGCUCGCGCUGUUCACUCUGCAGCUGACUGUACAGGUAACAUGGAGCCGUGUGGAGCACAACGGCGCUGGAGCGGCUGGCGGGCGCGGCGGCGGCGCUGGCGAGCGAGCUGAGCGGCCGCGACUCACAACGGCGCUGGAGCGGCUGGCGGGCGCGGCGGCGGCGCUGGCGAGCGAGCUGAGCGGCCGCGACUGUACGCAGCUGGCGCUCGCGCUGUUCACUCUGCAGCUGACUGUACAGGUAACAUGGAGCCGUGUGGAGCACAACGGCGCUGGAGCGGCUGGCGGGCGCGGCGGCGGCGCUGGCGAGCGAGCUGAGCGGCCGCGACUCACAACGGCGCUGGAGCGGCUGGCGGGCGCGGCGGCGGCGCUGGCGAGCGAGCUGAGCGGCCGCGACUGUACGCAGCUGGCGCUCGCGCUGUUCACUCUGCAGCUGACUGUACAGGUAACAUGGAGCCGUGUGGAGCACAACGGCGCUGGAGCGGCUGGCGGGCGCGGCGGCGGCGCUGGCGAGCGAGCUGAGCGGCCGCGACUCACAACGGCGCUGGAGCGGCUGGCGGGCGCGGCGGCGGCGCUGGCGAGCGAGCUGAGCGGCCGCGACUGUACGCAGCUGGCGCUCGCGCUGUUCACUCUGCAGCUGACUGUACAGGUAACAUGGAGCCGUGUGGAGCACAACGGCGCUGGAGCGGCUGGCGGGCGCGGCGGCGGCGCUGGCGAGCGAGCUGAGCGGCCGCGACUCACAACGGCGCUGGAGCGGCUGGCGGGCGCGGCGGCGGCGCUGGCGAGCGAGCUGAGCGGCCGCGACUGUACGCAGCUGGCGCUCGCGCUGUUCACUCUGCAGCUGACUGUACAGGUAACAUGGAGCCGUGUGGAGCACAACGGCGCUGGAGCGGCUGGCGGGCGCGGCGGCGGCGCUGGCGAGCGAGCUGAGCGGCCGCGACUCACAACGGCGCUGGAGCGGCUGGCGGGCGCGGCGGCGGCGCUGGCGAGCGAGCUGAGCGGCCGCGACUGUACGCAGCUGGCGCUCGCGCUGUUCACUCUGCAGCUGACUGUACAGGUAACAUGGAGCCGUGUGGAGCACAACGGCGCUGGAGCGGCUGGCGGGCGCGGCGGCGGCGCUGGCGAGCGAGCUGAGCGGCCGCGACUCACAACGGCGCUGGAGCGGCUGGCGGGCGCGGCGGCGGCGCUGGCGAGCGAGCUGAGCGGCCGCGACUGUACGCAGCUGGCGCUCGCGCUGUUCACUCUGCAGCUGACUGUACAGGUAACAUGGAGCCGUGUGGAGCACAACGGCGCUGGAGCGGCUGGCGGGCGCGGCGGCGGCGCUGGCGAGCGAGCUGAGCGGCCGCGACUCACAACGGCGCUGGAGCGGCUGGCGGGCGCGGCGGCGGCGCUGGCGAGCGAGCUGAGCGGCCGCGACUGUACGCAGCUGGCGCUCGCGCUGUUCACUCUGCAGCUGACUGUACAGGUAACAUGGAGCCGUGUGGAGCACAACGGCGCUGGAGCGGCUGGCGGGCGCGGCGGCGGCGCUGGCGAGCGAGCUGAGCGGCCGCGACUCACAACGGCGCUGGAGCGGCUGGCGGGCGCGGCGGCGGCGCUGGCGAGCGAGCUGAGCGGCCGCGACUGUACGCAGCUGGCGCUCGCGCUGUUCACUCUGCAGCUGACUGUACAGGUAACAUGGAGCCGUGUGGAGCACAACGGCGCUGGAGCGGCUGGCGGGCGCGGCGGCGGCGCUGGCGAGCGAGCUGAACGGCCGCGACUCACAACGGCGCUGGAGCGGCUGGCGGGCGCGGCGGCGGCGCUGGCGAGCGAGCUGAGCGGCCGCGACUGUACGCAGCUGGCGCUCGCGCUGUUCACUCUGCAGCUGACUGUACAGGUAACAUGGAGCCGUGUGGAGCACAACGGCGCUGGAGCGGCUGGCGGGCGCGGCGGCGGCGCUGGCGAGCGAGCUGAGCGGCCGCGACUCACAACGGCGCUGGAGCGGCUGGCGGGCGCGGCGGCGGCGCUGGCGAGCGAGCUGAGCGGCCGCGACUGUACGCAGCUGGCGCUCGCGCUGUUCACUCUGCAGCUGACUGUACAGGUAACAUGGAGCCGUGUGGAGCACAACGGCGCUGGAGCGGCUGGCGGGCGCGGCGGCGGCGCUGGCGAGCGAGCUGAGCGGCCGCGACUCACAACGGCGCUGGAGCGGCUGGCGGGCGCGGCGGCGGCGCUGGCGAGCGAGCUGAGCGGCCGCGACUGUACGCAGCUGGCGCUCGCGCUGUUCACUCUGCAGCUGACUGUACAGGUAACAUGGAGCCGUGUGGAGCACAACGGCGCUGGAGCGGCUGGCGGGCGCGGCGGCGGCGCUGGCGAGCGAGCUGAGCGGCCGCGACUCACAACGGCGCUGGAGCGGCUGGCGGGCGCGGCGGCGGCGCUGGCGAGCGAGCUGAGCGGCCGCGACUGUACGCAGCUGGCGCUCGCGCUGUUCACUCUGCAGCUGACUGUACAGGUAACAUGGAGCCGUGUGGAGCACAACGGCGCUGGAGCGGCUGGCGGGCGCGGCGGCGGCGCUGGCGAGCGAGCUGAGCGGCCGCGACUCACAACGGCGCUGGAGCGGCUGGCGGGCGCGGCGGCGGCGCUGGCGAGCGAGCUGAGCGGCCGCGACUGUACGCAGCUGGCGCUCGCGCUGUUCACUCUGCAGCUGACUGUACAGCGCGGAUCCGGGCUUCUAAACGUGGAGACUUGGUGCGAGGUCCGCAGCGCGUGGCAAGACGCGGGCGCCAGCGACCAACAGUUCAGGGCUCGAGCCACGCGGGCCGCGAGAACGGAACUCACGAACGACUCGGAAUCUUUAGACAUCCAAAGGGUAGAGCACAUAGCGUCACUGUGCCCGUAUCUACUGCCCCAGUUCGGCGACUCACAGAUGCCGGAUGAGACUGAUGAUGUGGCGGAACUCUUGAAACAGCUGUUCGACUUUGAGAAACAUGAGGAUUCUGUGGAGGUGUUUGCGCUGCGCCACGACUGUGUCCACUCCAACCUGAACUGUCCCCUCGACGACACGGCGGCCAUUAAGACCGUCAUCGGGCAGUCAGGAGAUUCUUCGCCGGAGCUCGAUCAACACGACACGGUUGCCUACAUGAACAAGGUCGUCUUCCGAGCGGCGCUGCUCCGCACACUGAUUCUACACAGGAACGAGGAAGAAGAGGCGUGGGGCGAGGAGCUGUUCAAAAACCAGUACUUCGUGGAAGAGUUCGCUCGCGUGCUGCAUGACUACGCGGUCGUCUGCUCGCUCUUCGCCGGGUACGCUUUUUGGCCCCACUUCGAGACCAUCAGCGUGGCCAAGCAGCACCUCGCCAACAUCGUGGACGCCGUCACCGCCGACGUGACGUCACCCUUCCCUCUCCUCCACCAUCUCACGCAGCGGGCCGCCACCGACGGAUACUAUUGGAGCAUCGCCAAAGUGAUACUAGAGGGGAAACUAACAGAGAAAGGGAGGGAACAUAGGGGGAGUGGGAUGGCGAGUCAUGGGGUGAACUUGGAAGAAAUCGUCACAGGAAAUGGAUAUUUCCAUACGCUUCAGGCGGAAUCGAAGUCGUCACCGGACUCGCUAGCGCCGCUGCGCGCCAAGUACCUCGUGAUGUUGCGCAGCUUUUACCUUGCGCACGCGCACGAGCCGCAAGUCAUCGACGCCACGUUCAUCAGCGAGGCGGCCGCAGGGGUCGCCACCGACCCGGCUGUCAUAGUCAACGCUUAUUAUAGGCACCAGCACACCAUGCUAUAUGAGAGUGACAUAUCGAAAGCGUCGUGGCGUCAAGUGGUCAGCAACACAGCCAUCGUGGAAUACCUGGUGGAGAUGGUCGAGACUGUCGGGUGGGACGCCGCGGCUGCCAGCUGGGACUUCACUACGAUAUCACUGUGCUCUCUAGCUGGGAGGAUCCGCGACGACUGCCCUAAGGCAACGAUGCUAGCGCGAUCAGUCCUGCGUCUCUUCCUGGCGGUGCAGCGCUUCGUCGGCUCCGUCCGCGCCGAGUGCCUCAAACGGGAGCCUUUACCCCACGUCGCUGAACUGCCUACCGAGUGGAAGGACAUCUUCUCGCCCGAUCUGCAGUGCAAUCUCUUCUCAGUCGUGGUCAAAGUGCUGGGUAACGCGUCCGCGUCCCUGACGGCGCCGCAAGCCGCCUUCAUCGACGCCUUGCUGCCCGUCGCACGGACGCUGGAUUGGCACGCUCUGCCGCAACAGUAUCAGAACGGUGGCCUCUCCGUUGCGAAACUUCUGGAAGCAGGAGUAAACGCCCUCACUGCGCCAGCGCACCCGGCGUACAAGUAUCUCGCGCACGGAUUAUUGAGUGCUUUGGCUAAGCCCCUCGUGCUUCAUGACGCGGAGAAACUAGCUGCAUGGAGCAACGAUGACUCCAACGACGAUUCGGAAUCGCCCCGUUCGCAGCUCGCGAUAUGCGGCCUGCAACCAGCGCUCACUAAGUUACAAGAACUUGUGGACGCAGCGCUGCAUACGCUCAAGGUUGGGGAAGAGACGUGCGAGAUGGUGCCGGGCACAGACAGCCACAGCGUGGCGUUAGGCUACCUGUUGCUAGGCGACGCGGCCUGCACCAUCUGUCAACUAUCGCGAGGCGAUCUCGUGCACCACUAUAUUGAGAUCUUCAGGGAGCCUCGGCACGCGGAGAUCUUAGUGACGUGCGCGUUACGCCUGCUCCCCGCGGCAGUAGCGGCGUACGCGCAAGAUAGCGGCAACAGCGCGGCGCCGGCGCAAUACGCUAGCAUGUUCCUCAACCCGCCGGAGUUCUCCGUCAAAGAGCCCCCGUCGGGCCUGGACGUGGGGCGGCUGUCGUGCCGCCUCGUGUGGCACGGCGCGCGCUGGGCGGGCGGCGCGCUGCGCGGCUGGUGGGGCGCCGCGCCGCCCAAACCCGCCCGAGCGCUGGAGCGCCUGCUCAGGGCCUACGUCUCGCCGCAGCUCAUCAAGGAACAACUGUCCGCCGUCACUGCCGGGGCGGAGGGCUUAGAAGAUGCUGAGGUGACCGUCCACCCUUCGACCAACGAAGUGGUGGUGACGUACCUCGUCGAGGACCGGCCGCUCGAGCUGUCCAUAUCGCUGGGCGCGGCGCACCCGCUCCCGCUGCCGCGCGUGACCGCGCUCCGUGCCCCGCAACACAGCACGCACUGGCUCGCCGUCUACCUGGCUUACCAGAACGGCACCGUCCUGAACGCUAUUCGUAUGUGGAUGGACACCGUGGCCAAGCGCGUGGAGGCCUCCCCGCAGUGCUACAUCUGCUACUGCCGCCUGCACCCCGCCACCGGCCGCCUGCCCAAGGUGGUCUGCCACCAGUGCCGCAACAAGUUCCACGUCGAGUGUCUGCGCAAAUGGUUCCAAACGUCGAGCAAGUCCAACUGCCCGCUGUGCCGCGCCAACUUCUAGGCCCCAUGUGCCCUUCACAAGACUUCACGAGGUCAACAGGCCUUCACGGGACUUCACGAGGUCUACAAGACUUCACGAAAUCUACAGGCCUU
Messenger RNA from Leguminivora glycinivorella, 8658 nucleotides. RefSeq lists its product as uncharacterized. The transcript has 47 exons. The record is from RefSeq and is a predicted model, not a curated record. Gene Ontology annotation, biological process: rescue of stalled cytosolic ribosome; ribosome-associated ubiquitin-dependent protein catabolic process. Gene Ontology annotation, cellular component: cytosol; RQC complex. Bases 119 to 8566 code for a protein of 2815 amino acids. Lineage: Eukaryota; Metazoa; Arthropoda; Insecta; Lepidoptera; Tortricidae. Gene Ontology annotation, molecular function: zinc ion binding; ribosomal large subunit binding; ubiquitin protein ligase activity.